Messenger RNA from Cyprinus carpio (common carp), 720 nucleotides. RefSeq names its product ADP-ribosylation factor-like protein 8B. Gene Ontology annotation, biological process: anterograde axonal transport; protein transport. The transcript has 6 exons. Lineage: Eukaryota; Metazoa; Chordata; Actinopteri; Cypriniformes; Cyprinidae. Gene Ontology annotation, molecular function: GTP binding; GTPase activity. The record is from RefSeq and is a predicted model, not a curated record. The coding region runs from base 115 to 705 and encodes 196 amino acids. Gene Ontology annotation, cellular component: lysosomal membrane.
GUCACCUGACCUCAGCCUGCUUCCUCUUUCUCUUGGAUUGAUUCCUCCUGCAGGAGCGGAAUCUGCGCUGCCUCAUCCUGACGAUCAGAGCUCAGCCAGCAGCGCAGCGCGGAGAUGUUGGCCCUCAUUCACCGGCUCCUGGACUGGUUCAGGUCGCUCUUCUGGAAGGAAGAGAUGGAGCUGACGCUGGUGGGACUGCAGUACUCUGGAAAAACCACUUUUGUCAACGUGAUCGCUUCUGGUCAGUUCAAUGAAGACAUGAUCCCUACAGUCGGCUUCAACAUGAGGAAAGUCACCAAAGGCAACGUCACAAUAAAAAUUUGGGACAUAGGUGGACAGCCGCGGUUCAGGAGCAUGUGGGAGCGAUACUGCCGGGGCGUCAAUGCCAUAGUGUAUAUGGUUGAUGCUGCAGAUCGUGAAAAGGUUGAAGCCUCAAGAAACGAGCUACACAACUUGUUAGACAAACCACAGCUGCAAGGCAUUCCUGUACUUGUUCUUGGCAACAAAAGAGAUCUCCUCAGCGCACUAGAUGAGAAACAACUUAUCGAAAAGAUGAACCUGUCUGCCAUUCAAGACAGAGAGAUCUGCUGCUACUCCAUUUCAUGCAAAGAGAAAGACAAUAUAGGUGAGAGUUACUGCAUUUUAUACACAUCCAAUUGUAAAACUGUGAUGUUUGGUCAGGUGACCCUUCGCUUGUUCAGUUAGUUUGAUUGACAGGCG